This is a messenger RNA of Manacus vitellinus (golden-collared manakin), 1033 nucleotides long. RefSeq names its product lymphocyte antigen 6E. The transcript has 3 exons. The coding region runs from base 281 to 667 and encodes 128 amino acids. Gene Ontology annotation, molecular function: acetylcholine receptor inhibitor activity. NCBI's taxonomy places the organism in Eukaryota, Metazoa, Chordata, Aves, Passeriformes, Pipridae. The record is from RefSeq and is a predicted model, not a curated record.
UCCCCAAAAUUAGAAACUGUCUCAGAGUUCACUCAGGAUGAAGCAGCUGAGUUGUGAAACGAGGAGGAAAAGAAGUUGGGGGGGAGAACACACCCCCUCUUAGACUUCCAACAAAGAGCCCUUGGACACACAAGCCCUGACACGUUGCUCCCAAUUAUCCCUCCUCUGACACAGCAGCCCCGUGGUUAUUAUCUCGAGAUCAAAGCAAACACUCCAGAGGUAUAAAACCUGCCCUGACCGAGUCCUGCUUAUUUUGGGAGCUGGCAAGAACCUGGAAAGGAUGAAGGCUCCUCUCCUCCUCCUCGCCGCGCUCGUCCUCGCCCUGUGCACGGACAGGGCUUCCUCCUUGACCUGUUUCUCGUGCAAAGACGCGACUUCCAACAUCCACUGUCUCGGCACCACCAAAUGCUCCGACAACGAGAAGUACUGUCUGACCACCUAUUCCACCACGGGAAUGGGCAGUGACAAGAACCAGCGCAUCACCAAGAAGUGUUCUGCAUAUUGCCCGACAAUCGACCUCAACAUCGGCAUAGCCGGGGUGGCCACCAGCUGCUGCCAGACCUCCCUGUGCAACAUCAGCGGCGCCAGCAGCGUGAAAACCAGCGCCACCAUCAUCGCCCUGGGCCUCCUAGCCAGCCUGGCCUGCAUCCUCAGCAUGGGCUUUUAAAGGCUUUCCCAGGGGGAAAUGAGGCCUUGCACAGCCAGGGCUCGAGGUGGCACCUGCAGGGUGGGAAUGCCGCCCUGCUUCCCCUGCUCGGGAGGUCACAUCCGAUGACAAAGCCCAAGGGCACUGCCAUACCUCAAAAGGAUAUUUUUGGAAGAGAAAGGAGUGAUGUGGAGCCCACCACGGGCACCAUCUCUCCUGCUAUUGGCACUUUCUAAAUCAGUGCAGUUUUUCCCCUUCGUUUUGUCCCUCGUGCCGUUUUUUUUCUCUUUAUACCACUUUUUGCCCUGCAUCAUUUUGCUCUGAGGAAGCCCUUUAAUAUCAGAGUUGUUAAGCAGCAACUGGGCACAAUAAAGUGUUAUUUUAUCC